Protopolystoma xenopodis is the source of this 258-nucleotide messenger RNA. Lineage: Eukaryota; Metazoa; Platyhelminthes; Monogenea; Polystomatidea; Polystomatidae. The record is from the annotation of a GenBank genome assembly.
AUGUGCAGAUCCAAGAAAAUGGCAGAAAUUAAUUUCCUUUGUGUACAUAAGCGUCUCCGAUCAAAACGAAUGGCGCCCGUCCUUAUCCGCGAAAUAACUCGUCGCGUCAACCUGACCGGUCGAUUUCAGGCCGUUUAUACUAGUGGUACUCUUCUGCCUAAACCUGUUGCUUCUUGCCGGUAUGUGAUCAAUGAACAGUCAUUCUUUACUUGCAUUUCCUCGCACAAUUUCAUGUGCCAAUUAAUUUUGGCUGAAUAG